AUGUUCAACAUCAUGUCGAUCCUUCACAUCGAUGCCUCGGCAGAGGGAAACACGGAUCCCUGGCGCGCUGACGAGUCCAUGAAGGAGUACGGAGAGAGUCCGGGCAUCUCGCCUGUGCUGAUCGCCGGUCUCUCUCUUCUAGCCUGCAUCGUGCCCAUCGCGUGCUGCUUCGCGCGGCGGGGGCCCAUGAGGCAGUCGAGACCAGCCAGCAAAGGCAGCUGGGGCUUUGGUCUGCCAGAGAAAGUUGAGGAUGAGGAGCGUGGCUUACCUGGAAACCGGAACAACCUCCCCAGGACCUUCAGCUCACAGUAUUCUGAUGAGACGACCGACACAGGAGGCUCGUCACCCCAUUCGGGCUCCUGGGGGUUCGCUGGAGUUGGCGCACGCAAGGAGAUGAAGGUUCACCCUGCCCCCGAGGAGGAGCAAGACAUCCGCAACAGCCGUGGCGAUUGGAGGAGGUCGCACAGCCAUCCGCCUGCACACGGACCCAGACCCGAGGCCUCUUCGGGAAGUUGGCAGGUGCCGCAGCAGCCGGCGCCUGGCAACUGGUACCAGAGGCAGGAGCAGGAGCGACAGCGGCGUCAACGAGAGAAGGAGGAUCAUCAGAAGUCUCAGCGACAACAGACAAGGGCGGAUCAGGACGCCUGGCAGCACGAGUGGAUCAAGAACAAGCGAGAGCAGGACCGGCUCGAAAAGGAGCUGAAGCACCAGGAGGAGGAGCAGCAAAAGCGCCAGCGCAAGGAGGCGCAGCGGCGUCAGCAAGAGGAAGAGGAGCGGCAGCGGAAGUGGCAUGAGCAGGAGGAGCAGUGGAAGAAGCAGGCGGAGGAGCUGAGAAGAGAGAAGGAGAAGCAGGAGGAGCAGGAAUAUCUGCGACAGAAGCUCCAGGAGGAGCAGAGGCGCUGUAGAGAACAAGAGCAGCAGCGGCAGAAAGCAGAGAAGCAGCGCCAACACGAGCAGCAGAGGCAGCAGCAGCAGCAGCAGCAGCGUGGGCGCGAGCAGCAGCGAAGGGACCAGAAGCAGGAGAAGGCUGAUGGAGAGAGGAGCCGCGGAGGCUUCUUUGGUAGGUGGCGUGCGAAGUCGGAGCCGGCCAAGGAGCAGUCGAAGAAGAAAGGAGGACCUCAGGCUUCCGCUCCCAAGGGGAGCCAGUGGACAAGAUGGCCAGGAGCAGACAUGCCCCGAGCGGCCAGCACGGAAGAUAAAGCCAGAAGUGCGAAAGAGACUGAAGAAAGAGCUGCACGCGAGAAGAUGCAGAAGGCCGCUGAGCAUAAAGCAUCUUCCCUCAUGGACACGGUGAUGAAGCAAAUCGCUGGGGGCCCUACGCGGGAUGUCACCCAAAGAAAGACAUGCAGCCUGCUCCCGACAUGUCAAACAUCAGAUCUUUGCUGCGAGUAUUGGAAGUUCGAGCGCCGCGUAGCAAGAAAGAACGGCUCUUUAGCAGAAGCUCCAAAUCGCGGAGCUGCAUUCUUCGAUGGCCACUUGCAGAUGGAUGGCGCAGCACAGGGUCAGCCGGCGUACCAGUCGGAGGGCACUGCCAGCGGAGAAGUUCUGGGCACGGUGGCCGAGGUGCAGCUGCGUGGCAAGCGCCUUGCCUUCGUCUUUCUCCAUAGCGACGGCUCCGAACGUGUGCGGGUCGUCUUCGACCGACGACUCUUUGACAGCAGCUCGAGCGAGCUGCCUUUCCCAUCGAAGAGUCUCCACGCUGACACGGUUCGUGUUGAGGUCCAGCAGACGGAAGGCGGCAAAGAUCUCUUCGGCCUCAGAUGGUUCCGUCUCCCUCAAGAGGUUUCGGCUGGAUCGACUCCUGGGAUCCCAGAACCGCCGAGAGGGCGAAGGUCAAGCUCGACCUGGGUUUGCUGCCCACUUUGCUCGGCGACGUCCAUGCGGCGAUUUAGCCUGGAUCGAGGGCUGCGUGCACACCUAGACGCUGUGCACAGCGAAGGAGAUGAGCCCAAGGAGCUGAAGGAGGCCUGGCAUCGGAAGAUGGCGGAUAUGGCUGAGGCACGUGGCAUUUUCUCUCAUCGCAGCGCCGAAGGGCUUGGUGGAGCCAGGCGCAGUGCUUUCAUCAACAACCAGGCAACAACGGACGACCGGAAGCUGUCGCCAGCGCUUGAGGCUGCGAGGACAGGCGAUGUCACCACCCUGGAGGGCCUUCUUCGCGAAGGCUGGCAACCCUUUCGAGCAGCUUCGUUGGACAAGCACGGCGCCAGUGCUCUGGACUGGGCUGCCGGGAAUGGGCACAUGGAGUGCGUGGAUCUGCUUCUGACGGUGGACGCUGGCCAUGCCCUGAAGGCAACACGUCGAGAUGGCCGUGGAGCCUUUCACUGGGCUGCCCAGGGUGGGCACAACUCCGUUCUCCAGCGGCUUUUGCAGUGCAAGGUGCAUCCUGAUGCUCGCACCACAGCCGGGGUCACCAUGAUGAUGUUUGCAAGUUACGGUGGCCACAUUGAGACGUGUGACUUCUUGUUAAGGCAAAGAGCAGAUCUCUGGUUGCAGAAUGCGUAUGGCUGCGACGCAGGGCACUUUGCGGCCAUGGGUGGUGACGUGGCCAUUUGCCGGUGGUUGCUUCAGCAGGGCAUGUGCUUCACCCGACCCCAGCGCUCCGGCCAUACGGCUUUGGACAAAGCAAUGGAAUUCGAGCAAGAGGAUGUCAUAAACUAUCUUGCACGGGCAAGCGCUGGGGUGGAGGAGUCGCGAAGGCAACCUUCGCAAGUACAGGUGCGUGAUUGGUGA
Messenger RNA from Symbiodinium sp. CCMP2456, 2730 nucleotides. The record is from the annotation of a GenBank genome assembly. Lineage: Eukaryota; Dinophyceae; Suessiales; Symbiodiniaceae.